UCAAAAUAUAAAGUAUGAUCGAAAUAGGUUAGAUUGAAAAUUAAAAUAUAAUUUGUUCUUACUUUUUUUGUAUUUUCUCGCGAUAAGAUAAAGUUCAAAAAUUUAACAGAAUAAUUUCAUUAAUAGGAUGGCACAUACAGGGGUAUUGCCUUUCGUAAGGGGAAUAGAUUUUACUAGAAAUGACUUUAGCGGAGAAAAAUUUCCAGAAGCUGUCAAUAGUAUGACAGGGGUUCAAUGGCUAAAAUUGGAUCGUACAAAUUUGGUUGAAAUACCCAAAGAAAUGGGCAACCUCCUUAAACUAGAACAUCUUUCACUCAUGCGGAAUAACUUGGAAAAAUUGUAUGGAGAACUGACCGAAUUGAAUUGUUUAAGAACACUGAAUUUACGCCAUAACAAUGUUAAAACUUCAGGUAUUCCUUCGGAGUUGUUUCAUUUGGAAGAACUGAGUACACUAGAUUUGAGUCACAACAAUUUGAAGGAAGUGCCAGAAGGCUUGGAUAAAGCCAAAUCAUUACUGGUUUUAAAUCUAAGUCAUAAUCACAUUGAUGCUAUUCCAAAUUCCCUUUUUAUUAAUUUAACAGACUUAUUAUUUUUGGAUUUGAGCAAUAAUAACUUGGAAACAUUACCUCCACAAACACGAAGACUUGCCAAUCUUCAGACAUUGGUACUGAACAAUAACCCUCUAGGACAUUUUCAAUUAAGACAAUUGCCAUCAUUAAUAAAUUUAGAAACAUUACAUUUGCGAAACACACAUAGAAACUUAAGUAACUUUCCCACAAAUUUGGAGAAUUUGGUAAACUUAUGUGAUGUGGAUUUAGCACAAAAUGCAUUACCCAAAGUACCUGAGGCGUUGUAUUCCUUGCCCAAUUUAAAGAGGCUUAACUUGAGUGAUAAUGAAAUUACAGAAAUUUCGACAGCCAUGGAAUUUUGGCAGAAACUUGAAACACUGAAUAUAUCCCACAAUAAGUUAUCAAGCCUUCCGGCUAGUUUAUGUAAAUUAGCAUUGUUAAGAAGGCUGUAUGUUAAUGAUAAUCAGCUUGAUUUUGAAGGAAUCCCGUCAGGAAUUGGUAAAUUGGGGUGUUUGGAAAUAUUUUCUGCUGCCCACAAUCAGCUGGAAAUGAUCCCUGAAGGACUUUGCAGGUGUGGUUCAUUAAAGAAGCUCAACCUUAAUUCAAAUCGUCUUAUCACAUUACCAGAUGCUAUUCAUUUGUUAACGGAUUUAGUUUUAUUGGACUUAAAAAACAAUCCUGAUCUCAUAAUGCCUCCAAAACCUAUUGAAUUGACCCAAGGAGCAGGGCUGGAGUUUUAUAAUAUUGACUUUUCACUGCAAAAUCAGCUUAGAUUAGCUGGAGCUAGUAUUCCUGCUCCAGCUCCUUCUCAGAAUCUGAGUAAAGACCCUAUAGCAAGAAAAAUGAGACUCAGACGUGGACGUCGCGAUCAUGAAGAGGCUGAUCAAGAUCAAGCCAAAAUUCUAAAAGGUAUGAAAGAUGUUGCUAAGGAAAAGAAUAAAAGUGCUCCAGAUGAAGAACGAUUGGAUUCUCUUAAUGUGGAUUUAAGACCGAAACGUUGGGACGAAACAUUAGAAAAGCCACCUCUGGACUACUCAGAAUUUUUUGAAGAAGAUGCUGGCCAAGUUGCUGGCCUUACCAUUUGGGAAAUAGAGAAUUUUUUACCAAAUCGCAUAGAAGAAGUGGCAUAUGGAAAGUUUUAUGAGGGUGACUGUUACAUUGUUUUGAAAACCACAGUUGACGAAAACCAGUCAUUGAGUUGGGAAAUCUACUUUUGGAUAGGUGAAAAGGCACCACUUGAUAAGAGAGCAUGCUCUGCAAUUCAUGCUGUUAAUCUUCGAAACUACCUUGGCGCACAGUGUAGAACUAUACGGGAAGAGCAGGGCGACGAAUCGGAAGAAUUUCUCAGUUUAUUUGAUUCACAGAUUACUUAUAUAGAGGGCGGGAGAACUUGUAGCGGUUUCUAUACUGUGGAAGAUUUGACAUUCGAGACACGGUUCUACAGGAUUCAUGCUGCCGGUCCAUCUAUUCAUUUAGAGCCUGUACCAAUAUCUGCUCAUUCAUUAGAUCCCCGUUAUGUUUUUGUCUUGGACAAAGGGAGCAAAAUUUUCUUGUGGAACGGGAAAAAGGCGAAAAACACUUUAAAAUCAAAAGCAAGAUUGAUGUGCGAAAAGAUAAACAAAAACGAAAGGAAAAACAAAUCGGAGAUUGUUAGCGAAUUUAUUGUCGGCGAAAAUAAGGAAUUUUGGUCAACGCUUGGUCUUCCAGAUGACAUACCACCACAAGAUGUUAUCACGGAACAUGUGGAUCCGAACUUUAAUCCCGUCCAGCCGCGUCUUUACCGUGUUCAGCUGGGUAUGGGUUACUUGGAACUACCUCAAGUGGAAGUUCCGCAGGCAAAGCUUGUAAACACUUUGCUGCAUAGCAAAAACGUUUAUAUUCUGGAUUGUUAUCUGGAUGUAUUUGUUUGGAUUGGUAAGAAAUCUACCAGGUUGGUGAAUGCCGCCGCAGUCAAACUAUCGGAAGAACUGUUCAACAUGAUAGAUCGGCCUGAACACGCCCUAGUCACAAGGGUUCGAGAAGGUACUGAACCACAGAUAUUCAAAUGCAAAUUCAGUGGCUGGGACGAGGUGAUAGCUGUCGAUUUUACCAGGACCGCAGAGUCAGUUCAGAAAACGGGAGCUGAUUUGACCAAGUGGGCCCGUCAGCAGGAGACCAAAGCCGACCUGACCGCGUUAUUCACUCCAAGGCAACCAUCAAUGCCUCUAAAUGAGGCGCAACAGCUGAUGGAAGAAUGGAAUGAAGAUUUGGAGGCGAUGGAGGCGUUUGUAUUGGAAGGGAAAAAGUUUGUCAGAUUACCAGAAGAAGAACUAGGCCAUUUCUAUUCAAAGGACUGUUACGUUUUCCUUUGUCGUUACUGGGUGCCUGUAGAUGAUGGGGAAGAGGAUCUAGUUGAAGAUGCGGAUGAUUUUCAAUGUGUCGUUUAUUUCUGGCAGGGCAGAGAAGCUUCAAACAUGGGCUGGUUGACUUUCACAUUUACAUUGCAGAAAAAAUUCAAAUCUCUAUUUCAGGAUAAACUGGAGGUGGUCCGAACCCAUCAACAGCAGGAAAACAUGAAAUUCAUGGCCCACUUUAGGCGCAAAUUGAUUAUACAUCAAGGAAAAAGGAAAGUCAAAGAGAAAAACGUUGUUGAAUUUUAUCAUUUGAGGUCAAAUGGUAGCGCCCUCUGCACAAGGUUGGUACAGAUUAAGCCUGAUGGGUCACUACUGAACUCUGCUUUUUGCUACAUAUUAAAGGUGCCGUUCGAGCAAGAUGAUGACUGCGACUCAGGAAUUGUUUACGUAUGGAUUGGAUCGAAAUCUGAUCCUGAUGAAGCUCGUUUAAUCCAGGAAAUAGCUGAGGAAAUGUUUAACAGCCCUUGGGUGACGCUGCAAGUGUUGUCAGAAGGUGAAGAACCAGACAAUUUCUUUUGGCUGGGGUUAGGGGGAAAGAAGCUUUACGACAAAGAUGCCACUUUCAUGGAUUAUACGAGAUUGUUUAGAUGCUCAAACGAGAAAGGAUAUUUUAUCGUUUCCGAGAAGUGUUCAGAUUUCUGUCAGGAUGAUUUAGCAGAUGAUGAUAUAAUGAUUUUGGAUAAUGGCGAGCAAGUUUUCCUAUGGCUGGGAGCAAAGUGUAGCGAAGUGGAAAUAAAAUUGGCUUACAAAUCUGCCCAGGUUUACAUUCAGCACAUGAGGGUAAAACAACCAGAACGACCAAGGAAACUUUUCUUGACACUGAAGAAUAAAGAGUCAAAACGUUUUACCAAAUGCUUUCAUGGAUGGGGACUCCAUAAGAAACCUCCAGAAUAAAAAUUGUUUAAGAAUUUUUAUAGAAAUUUCUCUCUUGCUUGGUGAUAAAGUUUUUAAGUAAUAUUACAAAAACUACAAUUUUAAGUUUCUAUUUAUUUAUUGGCAAUUAUAUACAUUUCUAAUUAUAAAAGCAGUAAACAUAA
This is a messenger RNA of Cylas formicarius (sweet potato weevil), 3999 nucleotides long. It is a transcript of the gene fliI, whose product is annotated as protein flightless-1. Lineage: Eukaryota; Metazoa; Arthropoda; Insecta; Coleoptera; Brentidae. The coding region runs from base 128 to 3856 and encodes 1242 amino acids. The record is from RefSeq and is a predicted model, not a curated record. Gene Ontology annotation, cellular component: cytoplasm; actin cytoskeleton; nucleus. Gene Ontology annotation, biological process: myofibril assembly; actin filament severing; actin polymerization or depolymerization. Gene Ontology annotation, molecular function: actin filament binding; phosphatidylinositol-4,5-bisphosphate binding. The transcript has 19 exons.